Molecule: messenger RNA, 393 nt
Organism: Nerophis lumbriciformis (worm pipefish)
Lineage: Eukaryota; Metazoa; Chordata; Actinopteri; Syngnathiformes; Syngnathidae
Source: RefSeq, a predicted model, not a curated record
AUGUUGCUAUGUCCUGUGCUGCUCGGAGCCACUCUGCUCAUCCUGGCCCCCAUGGAGACCCCUGAGGCUCGCGCUCUUCAUCCUUCUGAUAACGCUCAGUUAAUGGAGGAGCUCCUGGAUCGCUAUAAUGACCUGCUGACCAUGGACGACCUGGAGAACCUUCUGAACAGCCCGGCGGAGGAGCAAUCCACCUUGUCCUCCGGGGCCAAAGUAUCAGAGUUUCCCGCUAAGUGGGCUGACGUUCAGCCAGAGACGCCUUGGCUCCGCCUCCUCCGUGGGGCCUUGGCUAAUCAGAAACCGGCGGAGGCGGAGCGUUCAAGGAGGGGGUGGAACCGAGGUUGCUUCGGGCUAAAAUUGGACCGGAUCGGGUCCAUGAGCGGGCUGGGAUGUUAG